Molecule: messenger RNA, 663 nt
Organism: Coccinella septempunctata (seven-spotted ladybird)
Lineage: Eukaryota; Metazoa; Arthropoda; Insecta; Coleoptera; Coccinellidae
Exons: 3
Coding region: 179-568 (129 amino acids)
Source: RefSeq, a predicted model, not a curated record
UCUUCUUGAGCAGCAGGGUUAGCGGAGAAACUACAUUGGAGAAAUUCUCGAUGAAUCGACGGUACCAGCUCGCAACACCCAGGAAUCGGCGUAACUCUCGGACGGUCUUGGGAGCAGGAAAUGACACUAUGGAUGCCACUUUAUCCGGAUCCGUACAGAUGCCUUCGGAAGUGACGACAUGUCCCAGGUACUUCAGAGACUUCCGGACAAACUCACAUUUGUCGGGAUUGAGACGGGCACCUUACGAGAUUCGGCCAAUCUCUCCACCUCCUCGAUGAAGCCGCUCACACUACCUGUGCCACCAAAUGAAAUAUUCCAUUUGUGGACAGGAAUAGUUGGCCCCGGUGACGGUCGAGGUUCCGGCUCCAAUGGUACUCUCUCUCUGGUCAUGGUCCUGCCAGAGUUCACACAAGAUGCAGGUGUACCAGUAUGUGAGACAUCAGCAGCUGUCGGAAGAUUGACCCCAUCUCCAAGAUCAAUCAGGGAUGUUUCAGCUCUUUCCGGUUGGAUCGGGGACAUCCCAGGUGAACUGGGAACCUCCACAUCCAAGAGGGACCGUUCCUGCUGACUGGAUGGCUGUCCACGGGUGUUGCUACUACUCAGUUGCUCCAGCGUCUCCAAGGCCUUAGCUGUAGUCGCCUUCAGUUGUUCGAUCAGUUGUAA